GCCCAUUUCCAAGGACAUGAGUUGGGACUGCUCAGAGCGUUUCACGCCUGGAGCAGGAACACAGCAAGAGCGGCAUUGGAGACAAACCAUCAUUGUCAGAGCAGGACCAUUGUCCCAAAAUAGAUUCUUGCACUCAGUGUGCAAAAGGCUGAUCACGCACAGUGUGGAGGAGCAGUUGGGAGCAAGAGCAGCAGAAGUGCAGUGGGAGCCUGAGUUGGUGGAGCUGUGGGAUAGAGCGCAAUCCACCAUGUCCUGGUGGAACAGGGCCCCAAACACCACCAGGAUGCACAUUGAGCUGAACAAGAGCUCCCAGGACUGCCAGCCAAAUGAAGUGCGUGCAUUUAACUUCCCUUUGUCAAAUGCUGGCAAAGAUAAUCCUCAGGGAAGCUUUGACUGUGUCCAGCAAACUGGCUCAACUUACGGAGCGUUGCAAUUCAAACUCCCAACCCAGGCAGAAAAGGCAACACAAAAUCAAGGUGCAGAGGUUACUGAUGGACCUGAUGGACCAUUUUCAGGAUUAGGUUUGCAGUUGAACACCAGAAAGGCAGAGUCCAGGGAGCAGCCAGUGUGGAAAGGUAUUAAAGGUUUGCCCUCCAUUGCAAAACUGAAGCACUUCAUAGGAACAGGUCAGUCUCUGUGUGCCUGAUACAAAGAGAGAAGGCUCCGUUUUGUCACUAUUACUCAUUUAGCCUCUUUCAGGUACCAAACACAAGUUAGUGGUUUCAGACAAGUGCCUGCUGUGUCAUAUCCUCUCUCUCAGCCUGCUGGCCCCAGCUCUGCUGGUGCAGCCCUGGACAGAGUUGUCUUUCUGGGCUGCCAAUGCACAUUGCCGGCCCCUGUCCAGCCUCAAGUAUCACUCAUUUAUGAGCAUUUUUUAAUGACUAUUUGUUUGUUAAUGCCCAACUCAAUGCAUCUUUACUAUCUGAAUUCUUACAGAGCUGGAAAUGCUGAAAAAAUACAGGUUUAUCAGUCCUGGUGAAUACUUUUAAACCAACUAACUUUCUUGCCUUCUCCCAACCUCCCAUAUGACACAUUUUUUUCCCUCUUUUUUGCCCUUAUUUUAGAAAGAAAAACAGAGGUCAGAAGAGUCCCACAAAGCACUCCAGAUGCCGUGCCUGAGAGGAAAAGAACAACACCCAUGAACCCUGCAAACAUCUUCCAGAGAAUUUCCAGUGGAG
Messenger RNA from Chiroxiphia lanceolata (lance-tailed manakin), 1178 nucleotides. RefSeq lists its product as uncharacterized. Bases 17 to 646 code for a protein of 209 amino acids. Gene Ontology annotation, biological process: transcription elongation by RNA polymerase II. Lineage: Eukaryota; Metazoa; Chordata; Aves; Passeriformes; Pipridae. The record is from RefSeq and is a predicted model, not a curated record. The transcript is spliced from 5 exons. Gene Ontology annotation, cellular component: transcription elongation factor complex.